This is a messenger RNA of Miscanthus lutarioriparius, 1068 nucleotides long. NCBI's taxonomy places the organism in Eukaryota, Viridiplantae, Streptophyta, Magnoliopsida, Poales, Poaceae. The record is from the annotation of a GenBank genome assembly.
AUGAGCGACAGCAACCCCGCCGCCGCCUCAAGCAAGCGACCCUGUGACCCGUCCCUCGACGACCCCACCGCGUCGGCCAAGCUCCAGCGGUCCUCCGAGCCGUCAGACCCAACGCCGGCGGGGCGACGGGAGAGGAGAGCGAGGCGCGGUGGAGUACAUUGGCACCCGCUUCGCCGGCUCCCAGCAGCAGCCCAACCAGCGCACCGUCAUCGGCGUCCUCGAGGUAAGGCGCUUGCUAUUGCUAGUCUGAGAUGUGUUCAUGCUUUAUCAAAUGUUUGUCAUGUUGAUGUGGAGCGGAUAAGUAAAAGGAAGCCUGGCGAAGUUUUAACACCUCAUGAGCCUGGAGUUGUAAAACGUGCUGUGAACCACUUUCUACUAAAGAAUGAAGGUGACAUAAUGGUGACUGAUGUUCGCUGUGUUGCACCAGAUUUUCAUGCUAGAUACAAAGCUCUAGAGCGCACAUAUCACUAUCGCUUGCUUUCUGGACCUGAGUCAGCAUCUGUCUUCGAAAAAAACUCUGCUUGGCAUAUAUCUGAAGAUUUGGAUAUUCAGGCAAUGAAGAAAGCAUGCAGCAUACUUGUUGGCCAUCAUGAUUUCAGUUCAUUUCGAGCAGCUGGAUGUCAGGCAAACUCUCCGAUGCGAACUCUGGAUGAACUUAGUGUUACAGAAGUAUUCCCUUUCAUGUUUUUUCCUUCAAGUGGAGAAAGAUCAGAGAUGGAAGCAUCAAAUGGCUCUCUUGUUUAUUCAAGGACACCAGACAGAGAAUCUUCUGGGAAAGGAUCUGAUGGCUCCUGUACCAGCAGUGUGAAAUCAGAACUCGAGAAUGGAAAAGACUUUGGGAAGAGAUCAAGGCACCGCUGCUUUGUUGUUACUGCAAGGGCACGGUCUUUUCUUUACCAUCAGGUAAGGUUGAUGGUCGGUCUUCUAAAAUCUGUUGGGACGGGAGAUCUAACAACUGCAGAUGUUGAGAGAAUUCUUGAUGCAAAGACGGUGACUGCUGCACCCCGUAUUGGCACCUGCUUGUGGUUGUCAGCUGUUGGAUACCAAAGACCUGAAUCCAAUUUAUGA